AAAAACUUGCAAUUUAGGUUUUUUUUUUUUAAGAAGAAAAAAAAAAGUAUCAUGUCUCACAUAGCAGUGGAGAGAAACAGGAGAAGACAAAUGAAUGAAAAUCUCAAGGUUUUGCGUUCCUUAACUCCUUGUUUCUACAUCAAAAGGGGUGAUCAAGCAUCAAUAAUAGCAGGAGUGAUUGAAUUCAUCAAGGAAUUACACCUUGUUCUUCAAUCUCUUGAGGCGAAAAAGCGACGAAAGAGUCUAAGCCCUAGCCCUGGUCCUACUACUCCAAGGCCAUUGCAACUAAGUCCUACACCUGAAAGUAGUCCAUUUAUUACUCAUAAUAAUAACUUCAAGGAACUUGGAGCAUGUUGUAAUUCUCCAGUGGCUGAUGUUGAAGCAAGAAUAUGUGGGUCAAAUGUUAUGUUGAGAACAAUUUCAAAGAGGAUUCCAGGUCAAAUUGUGAAGAUAAUCAAUGUGCUAGAGAAACUUUCUUUUGAGAUUCUUCAUCUCAACAUCAGUACCAUGCAGGAUACUGUUCUAUACUCCUUUGUCAUCAAGAUAGGACUGGAGUGCCAACUUAGUGUGGAAGAGCUAGCACUGGAAGUUCAAAAAAGCUUCACCUCAUCUGAUGUUUUAUGUAUCAACGAGAUAUAGAUCAAUUUACAAAAUUAAAUAAUACUCUAGUAAUAUCUAGCUAAUUAUGUACUCCCCAUCUAAUAUUUAUCUUCUUAUGCUUUAUUGCUAUAUAUCUUUUGGAUAUAUGUAUACAAAGUGUAAGAAGAUAAUUUUGGAAUGUAACAAAUAAUUUCCAACAUUUUAAGGUUGGAUUUAGUAUGUGAAAUGUUGCACUAUUAUAUGACUAGAUAUACUUCUGAAUUAGAAAAAUUUGAGGAUAUAUAUUAAUACGUACUAUUAUUUUAUUUAUAUAUAGAAAGAUAGACUUUAUCUUUG
Solanum lycopersicum (tomato) is the source of this 936-nucleotide messenger RNA. Its product is annotated as transcription factor MUTE. The record is from RefSeq and is a predicted model, not a curated record. Gene Ontology annotation, biological process: stomatal complex development; guard cell differentiation; positive regulation of DNA-templated transcription. Gene Ontology annotation, cellular component: nucleus. NCBI's taxonomy places the organism in Eukaryota, Viridiplantae, Streptophyta, Magnoliopsida, Solanales, Solanaceae. Gene Ontology annotation, molecular function: DNA-binding transcription factor activity; protein dimerization activity.